AUGUCAAGGCUUCAUAAAGACUCACGUAAUGGGAAUAGUCCUCCAAAUACAUCUUUGAAACAGCGAAGUAAGGAAGAAGAAUUGAAACAGGCAAACUAUGACCGUGGGGAGCUGAGGAAAAAGGGAUGUGUGCAGCUUGGCGUGGGCUUGGACAUUCAUUUUUCCUCACGUGGACGUGCAUUCCCAGGGGCCCUGAAACAGUCAGAGAAAAGGGCACUGUGUCUCUUGGCAUCACUCAACCUGACCCAAGGGGCAGGUUCACCCCGCUCCUCGCCCAGCCACACCAUCAGCCGACCCAUCCCAAUGCCUAUCAGAUCUGCCUCUGCCUGCUCCACACCCACCCAUACGCCUCAGGACUCUCUGACUGGGGUGGGAGGAGAUGUGCAGGAAGCCUUUGCACAAAGUGCAAGACGAAACUUAAGAAAUGAUCUGCUGGUAGCAGCAGAUUCAAUCACCAACACAAUGUCGUCUUUGGUAAAAGAACUAAAUUCUGAAGUGGGCAGUGAGACAGAAAGCAACGUGGAUUCUGAAUUUGGACGAACUCAUUUUGAUGACCUUGUUCCAUCUCCAACAUCUGAGAAGGCUUUCCUUGCACAGAUCCAUGCCCGGAAGCCAGGGUACAUCCACAGUGCUGCUGCCACUGGAUCCAUGCGCAGUGACAUGGUUACAGAAGACGGAGAUCCUUUUGUCAGAGCAGAUGAUGAAAAUUAUGAGAAUGAUUCUGUCCGCCAGCUGGAGAAUGAACUGAAGAUGGAAGAGUACCUGAAGCAGAAGCUGCAGGAUGAGGCAUACCAGGCAAGCUGCAGCCAGACAGACAACGAGAGCUACGUAAGAACUGAUGAUGAGGAGAGCUGCUUUCGGACAGAUGAUGAGGAAAGCUUAGCUGCAAACUUCACAGAAGAAUGGAACCAAGAGGUGCAGCGUCUCUUGACAAAAAAAUCACAUAACUAAGUUCUGAGGACUGUAGCACAGUACUUUUGUUCUAAGAGUUGUAGUUUGUAGAUGUGUGUUUUGACAAAAGACUUUCGUUUAAAGCUAACUUAUAUUAGCUACAUCUUCUGUAACAUGGCUCAUUACCAGUGAAGAAUACAGACUGAAGUGCAUACUGCUGUUACAAAGGAUGGCAGUAUUAAUAACUCACAUAAACCCUUUGCACAUGAUAUUGAACCUGUUCAGUUUACAAUGACAGUACUGUUUAUAGAUAGAAAUUUGAUUUCUGAAUACUUUGAGAUUUUAGUAGAUUGGUUUACUAUACACUGUACAUUUUUUUCCACAGAAGAAAUAAAAAGCUGCGAUUACGCAUUAACACUGAGUGAUUAUACUCCUGAGUGUAUAUAUCUAAUAGCCCAAAAAUCAAAGUACUGGACUAUAUUUGCAAUUUGUUUGCAAGUCUUUAAAUUAAGACUUAUACAAAAUGUACUAAAACAAUAAUAAUAAUAUAAUUAAUAAUAACAAUUUUAAAAAUUUCUAAUUUAGGGCUAAUGUGUAACUUAGGAAUGUUUCUUUCAAAAUAAUCUAACAAAUCAGCCAUAGAAGUUAGUGUAAAUAUUUUUUUUCCAAAUAGAUAUCAUAUACAAAAGGUGACAUUCAAAUGAUAUAGAAUCUAGUUUUUAAAUCAGCACAGAUCUUCUUAAAACUGUGAACUAUGUUUUGAAAUACUCGUUACUAAAGCUGUUUAUAAACCACAGGUGCCAUAAGAUCCCUGAACUGACUGAUGUUAUGUAUAAUCUUCCACGGUAUUGUUUCAUUGAUGUUUUAGCUUUAGUAAGCAUGUGUUCAACAAAUCGUCUCUUUCCAUUCCUCUGCCCCUCCGACUCACCCACUCCAUUACGUUAUUUUUGAGGCCUUCAGCUUUAAAUGUAUAGGCUUAAAGUGCGCUUGCAACUGUUCUCUUUUGAUUUCCGAAUGUGUAUUGCCUUAGCCAGCCACCAGAUGUUCUGCAUGCACUCUUGGAAAUGUGUGGUGAGACUCUUUCAGAUCUGGAUGGAGAAUUAGCUAUCAGUGAAAAGCACAAGAGAAGCGGUGGGUUUUCUCGAAAGGACGGGCAUACAGUUACAGAAUUGGAGUUUUGUCCAUUUUUGUAACUCAAGUGUAAAGGUAUUUCAGGAGAAAGGGGACAUAUCCGGCUGUUUGGGAUUAGGAAGUGAGACUGCUAGCUAAGAAGUGUUUGCUCAGCUGUUACUGCGAACCGAGGGACAGUUCUGAACAGGGACGGACACAAAAUAGCUGGAAUAUCCCCCACACAGCGUAUUGCUUGGAAAUAAAGCUUAUACCUGUAUGGCAGGUCACAGACCAUGGCUAGUUCCAGAGCCAUGUCCCUGGAGCCAGCCCACAGACAGCUAGACCAGAAGCAGGGCAGGCAUGUCAACACAAGGCACUGCAUUGGAUGCACAGCCCAAUGGAGAAGCACAGUGCAUUAGCCUGGGACGACCUCUGGGCAGAUAUAAUUUUAUUGCACCGAUACGACAUCGCUGCUUCCAAAGUGAUGCUGUCCAGCAGCCCUGAUAACACUAAUGUUUCAUACAGGUAUUUCACACCAGCACAGUUUGCCUACAGCAGGUGGUCAGUUACCGAUCUGGAGCAGGUGAACAUAGUUUGUCUGUCCUCUCUUUCAUGGUUACGUGGAUGUGUGCUGCCAUAUUUACUUGAGAUUGCUGUGUAGCUCAACUCUGUUCACUUGAUGCUUGCAUGCACUCUCCAGGCUUAUGGCUGUUUCCCUGGGCACAAUGUGUUAGGGGAUGAGUAUCUGCAUGAAAGAGCUGCUGCCAUUUUUCACUUUCAUAUCGCAUUAUUGCUUAUGCAAAUCUUUUAUCCAUACCUCCUUGCAUAUCUGGGCUUGGUCUCAGAUAUCCAAACAGAUUCUGAGGCAUCCAGAUACCCUCAUGUAAACUUUUCACUUCUGCAGCCACUGGUCCUUUCCUUGGGAUAUGUGCUGGCCUGGCAAGGCUGGCCCCAUAUCCUGAUGCCCCUCCUCCAGCCUCCUCUCAGGAAUGGGUGAGCCUCCACUAGUGCCUAGCACUCCACAUUUAGAGCUACUCCAGUGAAACUGUAGAUGUUGAGGUCAGCUCAGGAUUCCAGUCGAACAUUUCCUGAACAGAGAUAGAACAAACAAGUUGGAACACAGCUACGUGCAAUGGCUGACUAAUUCAACCCAUGUCAUGUUUAACUGUACCCAGAGUAGUAGCUCCCUCCCAUCAUCAUGUCUGUGUGAUCAUUAUCACUAUGCUUAAAAUAGACACAAUAGAAUAAAUCUAUCGCAAGAGCUUCCGGACUUGGAGCAAUGAGGGAAGCUGGCGGAUCACAUGUCUCUCUGUCAGGCUGGUGUCAGCAGGGCCAUCCCCAGCAGAGCUCUAGGUCCCUGCCACCCUGGAGCCCCGAGAUGAAGCACCCUUCACUCAGCUCUCCAAACAUCUAUUUUAAGCAUUUCCCAACUGUCAAGCUGGCUACAUAUUCACCCAGCUGGUCUUUGUCUGCUUGUUGAAUAUUAUUUUGAUUGUGGUUUGCGGUCAUUAAAGCAAAUAGAGUUACAGAAGAGGUCUUCGGCGGGGGUCUUUUCUUAGCUCCCAAUGGCCCACCACAGCAGUCAAAACUCUGGGUGGUUUUACUGUCACUGGAGGGAACCAGUGGUUUGGAUUCAGGAGACAGGGAUGUGAAGAUGUAUAGAGUCCUCGAAUGUCCAAAGCGAAGGUGGUGAAUGGGUUGUCUGUAAGUAGUAAUGUUAACUAAACUGCAUAAAAAGGUGUGUGGCCUUUGUUGUGAUAUAAUAUGUAUUUUCUUAUAUGCAUGAGCCAAAUUGUUGCAUCAUGAUUUAUCAUGUGUGUCUGCCUUUACUUUCGGUCAUCUUCUCCCAUCUUUUUUGGUUCUUGGCAAUUACUGUAGAUAGACUUUGUAAAUAUUGCAACCUCAGGUUGCUGUAAUCACGUUGGUUCAAUUCAGCAGACGGAGCUGUGAACAACAAGCACUCCACUGUGUCCUGAAGGCAAAGGGCAUUUUUACCUUUGAACCAAAAACAAAUGUACGAAGAGUUACAUCUUGAGGCUACUAACUGCAAGACAUUUUUAAAGCUACUGUACUUGACACCACUUGAGACAGAUACAGAGACACUAAAGAUGUCACAAUAUUCAUUGGUAUUGUAACAGAACUGCUAUUGUAUGGGUUUUUUGUAUUGCUGUUAAGUAUUGUUUUGUGUGUGUGUGUUGGAACCUACUGGGGACAUGUUAUAUUUUGAAGUGAUUAAACUAUUUAAUUGUGUGUCUAUAUUUUGGAAUGGAAUUAUUUCUUCAUUAAAAAGAUUUUUAAAAGUAA
Messenger RNA from Meleagris gallopavo (turkey), 4305 nucleotides. The record is from RefSeq and is a predicted model, not a curated record. Lineage: Eukaryota; Metazoa; Chordata; Aves; Galliformes; Phasianidae.